Messenger RNA from Maylandia zebra (zebra mbuna), 5208 nucleotides. RefSeq names its product E3 ubiquitin/ISG15 ligase TRIM25. Lineage: Eukaryota; Metazoa; Chordata; Actinopteri; Cichliformes; Cichlidae. Gene Ontology annotation, molecular function: protein binding. The record is from RefSeq and is a predicted model, not a curated record.
UCAGGAACGGAGUGAUCGGGCAGCUCAGAGCCGAUCCGGGGAAGUGGACGGAGCCGACCGCUGAGAUGGCUCAGGCGAAUAUCUCGGUGACGGAGAGCCAGUUCAGGUGUCCCAUCUGCCUGGACAUCUUGAAGGACCCGGUGUCUAUCCCCUGUGGACACACCUACUGCAUGGCAUGCAUCAACAGCUACUGGGACCGGGUGGACUCGGGUCAGUUCAGCUGCCCUCAGUGCCGGGACACGUUCAGCCCUCGGCCGGUGCUGCGGAGGAACACUGUGCUCGCCGAGGUUCUCGGCAAACUCAAGCUGAAUGAGAUUGACACAGCGCCGGAGGUCUACCUGGGGGGAGUCGGGGAAGUUCCCUGCGACUUCUGCACGGCGGAGAGUAAACUGAGGGCGGACAAGUCGUGCCUGGUGUGCCUGGCGUCUUUCUGCAAGCUUCACGUCCUGCCGCACCGUGAGGUCGGUACUUUGCGACGCCACAAGUUGGUGCCAGCGGUAGAAUGUGUGGCGGAGAAGCUGUGCGCUCAGCACCGCCUGGGGCUGGAGCCCGAGGGGAGCGGCUCCGAGGCAGGGGCUGCGGUGGAGUGGAGCGGGUACUGCCUGCUGUGCCAGGCCGACCAGGAGGAAGCGCCCAGUGUGGAAGCGCAGAGAGCUAGGAGACAGCUCCAGCUCCAGGAGUCUCAGAGGAUGGUCCAGGGGAGGAUACGGACCGGAGAGAGAGAGCUGCAGGAGUUUCAACAAAACUUGGAGUCUCUCAAGGUGUCGGCGUCUGCUGUUCUGGAGGAUGGUGAGGCUCUGUUUGCUGAUAUGGCACUAUGCCUGGAGAAAACCAAGGCGGAGGCCCGAGCGAGGCUGGAAGCGAAAGAGCGCGCAAUCGUGGCGAGAGCUGAAAGUGACAUAGAGCUGAUGGAGAAGGACCUGGAGGAGCUGAGGAGGCGAGACGAGGAGAUCAGCCAGCUGCUGCAGUCUGAGGAUAAUGCUCAUUUCUUACAGGCCACCCAGCUGCUCUGCAUGCCUUUCGCCACUGGUCGGCACUCCGGCACCCUCAGCCUGCCCACGGAGGCCUUCAGUGGUGCCAGGAGAGCACUGGGCCACCUCCGUAGCCACAUAGAGGAGGUCUGCAGGGAGGAGGUCUACAAGAUCACCCCCGCAGUUAAUGAUAACUACAAAUCUGGUGGAGAGCAUGUAAAAAGUGGUCGAAUUCACAGUGCGGUGAACUCCAAACCUCAGCAAGUGCAACUGUCUACAGGGCAACAUGCAACCAGGGCAGCACCAGUGUCGUUCCCGCUGUCGUCUCUGUCUCUGCAGGCGCCUGAUCAGAGGAUGAGGGCAGCUUUCCUCAGGUUUUCGUGCCAUCUGACCUUUGACCCCGAGACAGCUCAUCCUACCUUGGUUCUCCUGGAGGGGCCCCAGGGUGCUCAUUGUGGCGAGGAGCCACAGCCCUACCAGCCUCAUCCACAGCGCUUUGACUCAGUGGCGCAAGUCCUGUGCAGGGAGGGCCAGUUUGGUGGUGCCAGCUACUGGGAGGUUGAGUGGAGAGGAGGUGGGUGGAUUGACAUAGGCGUCACCUACCGUGGGAUCGGGCGCAAAGGUGGCGGGAAGCCCUGCCUGCUUGGGCGCAACGAGCACUCUUGGCGGCUGAGGUGUAGUCAUGCUGGAUAUGCUGCAUGGCACGAUAACCGCAAGACCACGGUCGCUGCACCGCCCUCCCCCAGGAUCGGCGUGUUUCUGGAGCGCCAGAAAGGAGCUUUGUCCUUUUACAGCAUCUCGGACUCCAUGGUGCUCCUGCACACUUUCCAUUAUUCGUUCUCUCAGCCGCUAUACCCCGCCUUCCGUUUGGAUCUGGACUCAACUCUUGUCAUCUGCCCUCAUGAGGGAAGCUAACUAUGCCCCCAUGUUUUUCCAGGACGUCUCAUUUAUCUUCUGGAGGAAAGGGCUGUUCGCUCUGCCAAUCGAUAUGAGUGAGUGGUGAGGAAAUGGCACUUUUCUGUGUAAUUCUCUUUGACUGUAAUAUUCUCUUUGAUAACUGCCGGGUUGAGUGGCAGAAUUGCAUAAUUUUUUUAACAGCAUGCAUGUUUUUUACAGUGUACUUUAUUACAUAAAAGCCCAUGUGUCAUCAUUUAAACCAGAUACACACAGGUUAAUAAAUAUACACAUAUACAUAUAUAUAAACUGAUGCUUUCAGCAAAUUGAAAAUAUACCCUCAAGUUGGAUUUUAUGCUAGCUUUAAAAGACUGCAAAAGUUGUGUAGUGCUGAAAAUCACUUGGUUCCCACAGCUAAUUAACUAACUGGUAACAGGCCAUAGACCAGGGGUUCAUCACAUUGUGAAAGACUGUUUGAGCAAAUAUUUAAACAAGAAAACAGUUUCUCAGAAAUGGGAAAGAAUUUCUGGUCCAUAAUAAGCCAUUAUCAUGGGUGAUUUCCACAUCUGUGAAAGCACCAUUAUUGUUGGCUGAUACAUGCAAGUUUGGGGGCAACACAUGCUUUCAAAGCCAGUAUUUUCAGGGAGGUCUGUGCUUAUUUAAAGGUACAGUAAGUGGGUUUUUAAUGUUAUUUAUUAGAAAAAUAGUGUACUCAAAAAUAUACAUAGAUCAGUCAGUAAUUAUGCCACCCAACAAAUUGAUGCAUUCUUAUAAACUUUAAAUGAAUCCAUUAAAAAUACAUAGGAGGAUGCGUGGGUUUGUGGAAGGCACCAUGUUGCCCACCAUCUACAGUACAGUAGCUGAGUUGGACAUCACCGUUCCACCUAAUUGUGUUUCAUGUACAUGACUAUAGACCGGCCAAAUACAUAAUACACCUUACAACUUUGUAUUUUACAGUUCCUUCAAACUAUAUCUGACUAUUUAACAUUUGAACAUGUACAUUUUUAUCAUUUUGUCUUUUUCUUUACCUCUCCUCACUCAUUUCUAGCUUAUCCUGUUCCUUCUUACCUUAACCUCAUCUCCUGAACUGAAGUUAGGGUUCUAAAUUAGAACUUCUAAUGUGCAUAAUCAUGCUAAUUUACGAUAUUGUCACAAUUACUUAUUGUUACCAACAAGCCAGCUAAACAACAACUGCCAUUUACAAGUUAACAUUAGGCCAGCUAAUGUUAGGAAAGUGUUUGUCACUUUCCCUGUGAUAAACACUUUGUUUCAGAGUAUCCCAUUGUAUCAGAGUUUACUUGCUAGGUGUCAAAGUCCAACAUAAUGCCAGCUAACAGCAGCUAACAACGGUAAAAACAGCGGUGCUUAUCAGCAGCUCACUGAGGUUCGCUUCACUGACUUAUCGGCUCGAAUCGUAGUCCUUUCACUAAAUUUUACAGCAUCUACCAGAGCAAACAGCAUAUUGAUAGCUAAAUGUCGAACGGCUGUGGUCAGAGGUGAUUCGUGUGUCAAAAAAAGUACUGCAAAACUGCAAAACACAUAUUCAUUGUUUAAUUCCCGAUUUAUUGCUAAGUGAAAAGUGUUUGUCCACCAGCAGGCACCGUAGCUGGAAUUAUUACACUUGAAUUGAGAUGAUAAGUAAUCAGAGCUCAGUUGACUGCAAUUUACUGACAUCUGGUGGUGAGAUUUUACACACUCUACCUUUAAAUAAGACACUGCCAGACCACAUGAGCACUGUUGAACAUGAGAGAAUAUUUGAUUAUAGAGCAACAGGUCUGGAAAACCGUGAUAAAUAUUCCUCAGUCUUGACUUUGUGUUGCUGGCAUCAAAUUUAAAAGGACUAUUUUUUUUUACAUUUUCUUUUUACUUUUAAUUACAAAAAUUUAUUAGUUUUAACAGGAAUGUUUACUUUUUUAAAAUUUAAUUUAAAUAUGGGGUUAAAAUAACUUUUACAGUGUGCUGACCUUGUUGUAAUAUCAGGUGGUAUUUGUGUUCCAGUAAGACAUGGAUGAGUUACUAUGAGUUAACAUACAAUUAUAAAUAUGCUCAUAUUUUGUAAUCUUUUUGAACAUUUUUUGUGUUUUUGCCUCUGUGACAGAUGUUUACUGGGAAAAAGCCAUAUUCACAGAUUUACUGAGCAAUGGAGUAUAAAAAGAAGAACCAUACACUUCAGCGUGUUUGUAGAAAUCAUUUGACUGGAAACAUGUGCGACAGUGUUUCCCACAGAUUCUAAAUCAGCAACAGAGAAAUAUUCAUUGGUUUCUCCUCCCUUUGUGUUUGAUGUUAUUUUCAUAGGGUUGUACAUUUAUAGGAGUCAAAGGUUAUUUUUUUCCAUUAUCAGUUAUACUAAUGUGACAUGGGAAACCUCUGGGCAUUUUUUCAUUUAAACCUGCAGAAGUGACCUCAGCUUCAGAUAAAUUAAACAUUGUUUUGCAUUAAUCUUAAAUUAAAUGAAGGAAUAGUUUAAUAUGUUAAAAAAAUGCUUACAGAAUUCUGUUGGGAAAAGUUGUAGCACAAUAAAUAUGGACGUACAAUUUCUUAAGGUACUCAACGGGCAGGUUGUCCCACUUCUUGUUUGUUUAGCCUGAGUUCUGUCUUAUCAUCCUUGAAUGAUUCUGUUAUGUUGACAUUAAGACUCUGUGGAAACCAUACUGGCUGUUUAUCUUGCUGCUGGAGACAGCUCUUUAUGACUUUUGUCAAAUAUUUAGGGUCAGUGAUGUGCUCCAGAGGAAAACUGGGACUAAUCAUGAGCCUUUCCUUGUGGUACAGUGCGAUGGAAAACAAUCAAAAGAUCCAAGUGCCUCAAACAUUUGCACAGAACAACACUUGCUAUCAUUGCAGCACUUUGAUUGCUUCUAAGUCUAUGAUUAUAACUUUUAUCUAAGCAACUCAGAUUCUAUCAAAUCACAUACAUGCCGAUCUCAUUCAUUUUUAUUGAUGUAGCGCCAAAUCACAACAACAUUCGGCUCAAGGUACUUUGUACUGUAAGUUAACACCCCACGUUAAUACAGAGAAAACCCAACAAUCAAAUGGUGACAGUGAGAAGGAAAAACUCCCUUUUAACAGGAAGAAAUAUCCAUCAUGCAAACCCUUGAGUUGGUUCGGGGUGAGGGGAGGAUGACGGAACAAAAAGAAAAAACUGUGGAAGAGAGCCAUUCCGUGAAAAAAAAUACUUUGUGAUUUUAAAACUGUGGGGUGACAUAAAGAAGAUCAUGUCUUCCAUCUGAAUGGACACCAUACUAUAGCCACUGCCUUUCUUGACUUGGCAGGGGUGGGGGAACUCCAGGCUUCAAUGGGUGGUGUCCUGUAGGUUUUAGAUGUGUUCUUGAUCCAACAGCUGAUU